UUUUAAGCUAGGAUAUUAAAAAAUAAAAAGAAAAAGCCUCUAACAUUAUCUAUAUCCCAACUAAAUAUUUUCACCCUCUGACCAUUUUAGACGUGGAAUAAUUUUUUUAAAAAAGUUAUCAAUACCAUCUAUAUAUAUUACUAAAUCUUUUUGUAAUACCAAUGUUGCCAAACUCCAAUCCAUAAUCCUCAAUCUUGAGCUCCGCCACCAAAACCUCCUCCGAUCCGCCACCGCAUGCUCCGGCGAGAUGAAGAAUCUUCCGAAGAAGAGUUUCAAUUACUGCGCUUUGUUCGUCUUCUUCUCUACCCUCCUCUGCAUCUCCCUUUGCCUCGCCAUGUCUAUCCAAAUCUCCCUCACCCAACCCCGCUUCUUCCUCCGACACGCCACACUCCACAAUUUCACCCUCACCGCCGGCGCCGGAAAAUUUCUCACCACCAAUAUCACCGUCGCCCUCGCCGCCCAAAUCCCGUACAGUCGCCGCGGCGUUUACUACGACCGCCUCGACGUCUACGCCGUGUACCGGGACCAGAAAAUCACGCUCCCCGCUCCCCUCCCGGCGUCUUAUCAAGCCUACAAAGACGACGUCGUUUGGUCGGCGUUUCUGAGUGGAAACUCCGUCCCGGUGGAGCCCGGCGCCGGAAAAAUGUUGCUGAAUAUCGUGGUUGAGGGUUGGAUUAGGAAGCAUUUUUGGAAUUUGGAGGUGGGUCCAUGUCGUUUGUCUGCGAAUUGCCCUGUAUUUUUGGAUUUUGGGUCGAGAAGUAUGGAGUCUUCUCCGGUGCAAAGCUGCCAUGUUGAGGUUCAUGAUUAUUAGUUUUCUGGUAUGGCUAUGUUUUGUGCAAGUCUACAAUAAUGGAGGGAGCUAGGAAAAGGUCCAAGACUCCAAGCAAGUUUCCUCAUUAUUUUUAAAAUUAAAACUUAAAUUGGCUUAUCGGCCAAUUUUGAUUUGUUUGACCACUAUAUGCUGUUUAAUUCAUUUAAACAGCCUAAGUGUUUGAUUAAUUAACUUUUUUUUUGUAAUAAUUCAUUGGGCAACUUUUCUAUA
Messenger RNA from Ipomoea triloba (trilobed morning glory), 1042 nucleotides. Its product is annotated as NDR1/HIN1-like protein 1. The transcript has a single exon. NCBI's taxonomy places the organism in Eukaryota, Viridiplantae, Streptophyta, Magnoliopsida, Solanales, Convolvulaceae. Gene Ontology annotation, biological process: defense response to other organism. The record is from RefSeq and is a predicted model, not a curated record. The coding region runs from base 248 to 811 and encodes 187 amino acids.